Molecule: messenger RNA, 5058 nt
Organism: Peromyscus californicus insignis
Lineage: Eukaryota; Metazoa; Chordata; Mammalia; Rodentia; Cricetidae
Product: stearoyl-CoA desaturase 2
Exons: 6
Coding region: 303-1379 (358 amino acids)
Biological process (GO): unsaturated fatty acid biosynthetic process; response to fatty acid
Cellular component (GO): endoplasmic reticulum membrane
Molecular function (GO): palmitoyl-CoA 9-desaturase activity; iron ion binding; stearoyl-CoA 9-desaturase activity
Source: RefSeq, a predicted model, not a curated record
GGUGGCUGCAAGCUGCGAUUUUGGCGUCCUCUCAUUUCCUAUCCUUAUCUCCGCCCGCGGCUGCGUUGGCCAGCUAGCUUUUGAUUUUUGUACCUGGUCAUUGAUCAAUAAAGCAACCUAAGGAAAUAUAGGACACGAUUACCUCACUGCCAGCUCUGGCCCUGGGCUUGUACAGCGAGCUCAGGGUCUCUGCACCAGUGGGCUGCAGAAACUUAGUCAUAGCACCCUCAGUCCCUGAGGUCUGAAGCUCGCCGCUGCGCAUUCUCCUCCCUGGGAACGUGACCCCAGCACCCGACGCAGAGAUGCCAGCCCACAUACUGCAAGAGAUGUCUGGCUCUUACUCAGCCACCACCACAAUCACAGCGCCCCCCUCUGGGGGACAGCAGAAUGAAGGAGAGAAGUUUGAAAAGAAUCCUCACCACUGGGGAGCAGAUGUUCGCCCCGAAAUAAAAGAUGACUUAUAUGACCCCAGCUACCAGGAUGAGGAGGGGCCCCCGCCCAAGCUAGAGUACGUCUGGAGAAACAUCAUCCUCAUGGCCCUGCUGCACUUGGGGGCCCUGUAUGGGAUCACACUGGUUCCCUCCUGCAAGGUCUACACCUGCCUCUUCGCAUAUUUGUACUAUGUCAUCAGUGCCUUGGGCAUCACAGCCGGGGCUCAUCGCCUGUGGAGCCACCGAACUUACAAGGCGCGCCUGCCGCUGCGGCUCUUCCUCAUCAUUGCCAACACCAUGGCUUUCCAGAAUGAUGUGUAUGAAUGGGCCCGAGAUCACCGCGCCCACCACAAGUUCUCAGAAACACACGCCGAUCCUCACAAUUCCCGGCGUGGCUUUUUCUUCUCUCACGUGGGCUGGCUGCUUGUGCGCAAACACCCGGCUGUCAAAGAGAAGGGUGGAAAACUGGACAUGUCUGACCUCAAAGCUGAGAAGCUGGUCAUGUUCCAGAGGAGGUACUACAAGCCCGGCCUCCUGCUCAUGUGCUUCAUCCUGCCCACGCUGGUGCCCUGGUAUUGCUGGGGUGAAACUUUCGUGAACAGCUUGUGCGUCAGCACCUUCUUGCGAUACGCUGUGGUGCUCAAUGCCACCUGGCUGGUGAACAGUGCCGCUCACCUCUAUGGAUAUCGCCCCUACGACAAGAACAUUAGCUCUCGGGAGAAUAUCCUGGUUUCAAUGGGAGCUGUGGGCGAGGGCUUCCACAACUACCACCACGCCUUCCCCUACGACUACUCUGCCAGUGAGUACCGCUGGCACAUCAACUUCACCACAUUCUUCAUCGACUGCAUGGCUGCCCUGGGCCUGGCUUAUGACCGGAAGAAAGUAUCUAAGGCUGCUGUCUUGGCCAGGAUCAAAAGAACUGGAGAUGGGAGCUGCAAGAGUGGCUGAGUUUGGGAUCUUUCAGUUUCUGUUCCAAAAGCCAGCUUGGCAGAGGCUUAAUGUUCUGUUAAUUAACUACUGAGUAUUGCUACCCAGAUGCUAAAAUGAUGACGUUAACCCAUUCUGGUACAGUAUUGUAAAAUGGACAAGUAUCGGAGGUCAACAGCUCUUCCCUUCCCAUGCUAAGCUGAUCUUCUCUUCUCUUUUCGUUGUCUUUUUCUUUGCUUUGUCCCUGUUGACCUCAUUUCUCAUCGCCUCCCAAGCCAGCCGCUGCUCCACCGUAGGUCAGUGUUCACCUUCCAAAGCAUACCAACUUUCCAAGGGUCUAAAAGUAAAGGUUUGUGCCCCACCCCCAACUCUUAAGCUGUUCUGAGUUAGAGAUACAAGAAAAUCUGCAGAGAUUUCUCCUGUUAUUUUUAGCCCAGGCUUUGCCAGACGGAGUGGAAGGUAAAUCUUAAGGGGCCAAAUUCAGCAUGCAGGCUGUGAUUCAGCCAAGAUGUGGGAGAGGGGAAUCUUGUGUGAUCAGGCUCAGCUGUUGUCUCGCAGAGGCAGUGGAGCCUUUCCACACAGCAUGCCUCCUCUCCUAAUUCUGAGUAGGUGACAACCAUGGGACUUGGUGACAUUGGAGUACAAGUAACACAUAUCAGUAUCUCAGUGUAGUUUAGGCUGAAGAUUAAAAAAAAAAAAGUAAAAAACUGUAGGGAAAGUGGUCUCUACUGAGAAAAAAUUUUCUUCUCCUUUAAUAAUAAGGACAUGGGGCCAGGUGUGGUGGGUGGCAUAUGCCUUAAAUCACAGCACUUGAGAGGCAGAGGCAGGUGGAUCUCUUGAGUUCAAGGUCAACCAGGGCUAGUUGGUGAGACAUCAAAUAAAUAAAUAAAAAGUGAUUAUAAGGGCAUAAGAGCCAGAGGUCUUUGGGUGAGGCAUGCUUGGAAUUGAUGAGGACAGUCACUCAUAGUUUUGAGCAUUCUGUGAGUUGCACGCCCAACUUCUGAUUCCCAUUCUUCUGUCUGGUUACUCCCAUAAAUUAAGGAUGGCUGUGGCGUUUCUAUACAUUGAACAGUGGAAGCAUUUUAAGAGUUGAACUUAAGCCACACUUAAAACUGAAGAGACAUAAAGUCUGCCCUGGAACUUGCAAAUACUCAGAGUGCUUCCCUCCGAAAAGGAGACGCUGAACGUGUUGUCUGUUCCUCCCACUGUUGGGCAGCAGGUGGAGAAGUUGGAAGGCGUUGUAAGGCAGCUCCUAAUAACUUUCCAGAGGAAAGCUGCUGGGGACACAUUGCCAGGGGGCUUCAAAGUUUUGGGGUAUCCUAGUGAAAACAGGUUAGAUGGUAGCUCUUCGCUCUUUAUCAUAAGGCUUCCCUUACAGUACUGACUCAUGCCUCGUUGGCUCUUUGGCCAUCCAGCCUACAUGGAGGACUCUGUCUGUGACACAUGGCCCAAAAUCUCUUAGCUCUACCACGUCUGCCUCUUUUUCCCAUUUUUGUGGUUUGGGUUGUAUGUUUGUUUGGUUUUUUUUUUUUUUUUUCUUUCCUCUUUGACAUUUAGUCUUGCUCUAGGCAGAACUGUCCUGUGUAUUCACAGGCAGUAAAUGUGCAGUCCCAGCGGCUUCUUGUUCAGAGAUAGGACGCUGUAUCAGUAGUAAGGAGAGCUGGCUGUCCCCUUUCCAGUGACUUUCAAAUCCUCCACCUCUGUCCCUUAGGCUUCUGACACUCUGGGAACUGUAAAGAAAAAGGUUGGCAAACUUUCUAGAAACAUCCCUGACUCAAAGAGGCUCUUUUUCUCGUGAGUCAUUCCAAAACAAAUAGUCGUGUUGUGCCAGUGUGCCGGGGAAGGGCGAGACACAGUUCCUGGUUUUUAGCCGCAGUGUGAGUCAGGGCAGAGCAUGCUCAGUGCUCCCCCACAUGUUCAGUAAAGCUCUUUGGGCUCCUCAGUACUCCUGGGCUACAUGUUGGCUAAGUGCAAAGCACAGGAACCCAGGUCUGUGUUCUUAAGUGCCUCAGCUGGAAUCCCUUAUACCUGGAGCCACAGUCCGCUGCAAAGCUUUGGCUAAUAUAGGAGGUCGAGAUGCCAUGGACUUUGCAAAAAAAGGAUUUUGUUCAGCAAACUGAUUGGCGUGUCCGUCCCUGUAGCUCACUCAGCACUGCAGAAAUGUGGGUCUGCUGUAUUAAGAUUGGCUUGUAGUGUGCCAAAUGCUGUAUAGACUACUGCGUCCCACAGUCUUCCUGUGUUGGUGGAGUAAAGGCUUCAGGACCUCUGUGUGCCCACAUGAAAGCAGCCUUACCCUUUAGCUGUUCACCUAAAACAGAAUUCUUGGGAGAUUACAGUGUAUUUGCUGACCUGUGGGCCCUCUUCCUUGGAAAGGCCUUUUGGGUUAGCAGGUGCCCGCUUAAAUAAUAUGUGAAAAACAAAAGCAAUUUUCCUCUUCUAAGCCUGCCCCGUGGAUCUGAACCGUGCUGUGGCUGAGGACCCCCGUUAUAUAUGUAUCCUGCCGAUAAGGGUGUACCAGCUCACUAAGGAAUACUACUUUCAGGAUUUUAAAGCUCAAAUCAAAGUGACACAUUAAUAAGAAACUAAGAUCUGAUUGAGUGACUUCCUAACAGUCCUUGCCAUGUGGACAUGCUAAAAUCUGACUUGGGUGCCUUACCUCUUUAAUCUGUUGCUUGUAAGCCUGCACUCUGCCUCUGUGGAGUCCCUUGAAAACUGGAGAGCCUGUCCGUGUGGCAGUAUCAACUGACCUGGCUGGAGGAGGUCACUGUACAUCAAUUUGCAGCAUUCCCCUUUGGGGGCUUCAUUUGGGGAAGUUUUCUUAGGGCUGUUUUGAUGAAGUGCCCAUAGCUGAUGGAUGGUGGAAGUAAUUUGAACGUAUGUGAUUUGUAGGGUUUUGCUAUUUGUUUUGAGACUAAACGCUGGUUGUAGCAUUUAAAGUGAAAGCUUUUCUUCAUGGUUUGCUAGUAUCCUGAGCGUCUUCUUUAGCUGAAAUAGGUUAGUAGGAAAGUUAAGAAAGCGGCGGCCAUGUUAUGCUGGUGGUGAAGGCCAGGGCCUCCUACCACGCUCCAUUUUUUUGGUAACAGUCCCACUCUCUGACAAAUAAUGAAUUCACUCCUUGGACAAGGAUGUUAAUGAGGGAAGUGCCCUCCCGACCUAAUCAGCUCUUAAUGGUCCCAGCUGUCAACACUGUUGCAUUGGGGAUUAAGUUUCCCAACCCAUGAACUAUGGGACAAACUCAAACCAUAGCACUGGAUAUGUCAACUUAACAAUAAUGUGACUCAGUAUUACUUCUGUGAAACUGGGAUAAUAAUCCUGACCUACCUCAGUGGGUAGGUUUGAGCAGGGCUAAAUGCUCUUUAUAAAACAUUUGGGGAUCCCUCAGCAGAGGAAUAUUUAAGUCCUGCACAUUUUUUAUAGUAACUGUGUCCCACCAUGGACUUGACACGUGCCUAUGUCCCAGAUGACAUUGUUAAUCUACAUCAUUCUUUUCAGAGAUUGAAUGGAUGCGUUAGAUAAUGUAUACUCAUUGCUAUGAAAACAUGCAGGACUCCAUUUCCUUCCUUGGGUGGGAUUUUUCCUUUAUUAUGUGCAACAGUAGUUAUUUGUAAUUAAUAAUUUUCAUUAAUACCAACUCUGAAAGUAUUUCUACUCAUCUGAGGUUGUGUUUGUUCAUAAUAAAAUGAAAUGGAUCUGACUGCAA